AUUCCGAGCAGCCGGUAGCGCAAGACGGAUUGGAGCGAAUCCAGGAUGCCAUGAAGUACAUCAAGAAGCCAAUAAUCGACCCAGAAACGAAGAAACCUUGCAGCAGAGGUCUUCAUAAAGCUCAGCUCUUGUUGGAAAGUUGCGUGGAGACGGUGGUCAUCAGCAAGUUGGGAUCUUUCGAAUUCCCGGUGGCCAAACGGCUUGGUGAGCUCUGGCAGUUUCCCUCUGACCAUCCGCCGAUUGCGGCCCAACUCACACUUGGCGAGUGCUCCCUCAAGGUUGCUUCAUGUAAUGUGCUGAAUAGGAACUACUACAAGUACAUCGAUGCAGAUACGCAAGGACUCAAAGGUUCGCAGAUAACAACGUUGCAUGAAGCGGAAACAAGAGAAAACGUGAUCAUUGAAAAGAUUCAGGAGAUGUUGCUGAAGACAAAUAUCCACAUUUUAUGUUUGCAAGAGUGCUGGCCCGAGCUAAUUGCAGAGCUGAAGGCAACUUUGGGUGAGAACCUUCUGUUUGAGACGCUCUGCAGUGGGGAUGAGCAGGACAAGAACCAGGAGGUGAUUGUCUUCGAUUCCAAGCUCAGGGUGAUGCUUGUUCACCAUCAUACCCCCUUCUCAGAGAACUCCAAGAAGGUGGUGACAGAAGUCCAUUUCCAGCUUGAGACAGAGUCUUUGCGUGUGGUGACGACGCAUGUGCCUGGUGCUCCCUUUGGGCGUGCCCGAAGAGAAUUUGCGGAUCGCCUUGCGGAAAUCGUGAACGGAAAGAAGCUUCCAACCGUGCUGAUGGCAGACCUGAAUUUCCCUGAAAAGGAUUCAAGAAGUCCCGGGGGCACUUGGGUGCUGGGCUUCAAGAAGUAUCUUGUUAAUCUUCAGCCGGUCAGAUGCCCUAAGUACAGUCCCUUGCCGCACUUGAAGGUCAAACAGGACAACGCUGCCCACGUGCAAACUUGUGCCUUCCGGAUGUCCAAACGGGCGAAGCUCCUCGAAAAUCACGAAGGAGAUGAUCCAAUGGAGGAAGAUGUGCCAGCCAACGGUUCCUGGGAUGAGGAGGAUGCCCAUGGAGAAGCUGCGGAAGUUGAGGAAGAGGCGGCCAAAGAACCACCAGCUAUGACUUACGAGGAUUGGGAGUACGAGCUUGGGGGCUAUGACUCUGAGGCUGAGUGCUUGGGCCAUGCGACGUCUUCGGACUAUUACAGGGCUUACAAGCGCAUAGCUGAAAUCAAGAUGCUACGAGCUGCAGAGCGUGGUGAGUGCCUGGAUCGUGCAAGUGCUUCAGAGGAGUCCGCAAGCUCUGAGCAGAGCUACAUGUGCAAUGGUGACUAUGAGGAUGGCGCUUCUGGCGAGAAGCAUCCUGAAGACCAGAUUCAUGACUGGUGGAACUCUUUUGCUGAGGAGGCUGGGCAGCCCAGCGCUGAAGGCGAUGGAGAGGCUCCCACCUGGUCGUUUGACCAUGCCGAACAGAACCAGUUCUAUGACCCAGAGGACGAGGAGUGGUUUGAUCAUUGUUAUGAGGUGGAGGCCAAGGACCAUGACCUCUUCAAUGAUGAGGCCAUGGAUUGCGAGGAUAAUGUUGAGGUGCACAGCUGGCCUGGGCAUAAGGAUGGCCACGAUGGUGAGGCUCCUUCUUGCAAGGCUAUUCCGGAGUGGGACGAGUCCUAUGGAUAUGGCCUUGCUGACCAAGAGGUGCUGUCAUGGUGGAUUGACAACGUGGAGCAUUACGACCACAUUGCCCAGGAUUCCAAAGCUGUGGAAGAAACGGACCGUGUUGAUGAGGCGCUUCAUGGUGAAGAGAAUCACCCCUCUGAGGAUUCCACACACCUUGACUUGAUCAGCAUCAGCAGCAAGGAGGAUGCAUUCACGGAGAUGGAGGUGGAAGCCCUCAUUGCAGAGUACAUGGAUAUGCCGGGCACUGAGGUUCUGGACCCGCCGCCUUCCAGCAAGGCCAAGACUGCCACAAGCCCAUUGUUCAACUCUUUCCCAACAAAAAAGUGAAAAGUGAACAGCCG
Messenger RNA from Cladocopium goreaui, 2005 nucleotides. The record is from the annotation of a GenBank genome assembly. Lineage: Eukaryota; Dinophyceae; Suessiales; Symbiodiniaceae.